Molecule: messenger RNA, 1986 nt
Organism: Neohortaea acidophila
Lineage: Eukaryota; Fungi; Ascomycota; Dothideomycetes; Mycosphaerellales; Teratosphaeriaceae
Product: aldehyde dehydrogenase domain-containing protein
Exons: 6
Coding region: 137-1603 (488 amino acids)
Molecular function (GO): aldehyde dehydrogenase (NAD+) activity
Source: RefSeq, a predicted model, not a curated record
AACUUUCCCCGCCCCGAGUGGCCGAAGCCGACCUCAUGCCGGCUGUAUCCAACCAAGACGUUAAUCGUACAGCUUCACUCGGACAUCCAAUACCCAACGUUCUAUAUCUGCAAGCGUCCGUCGCAUCUUUGCAACCAUGUCUGAUAUCAAAGCGGAACUGUUCAUCAAUGGCAAGUACCGGAAGUCGAGCAGUGGCGAGACGUUGUCCAUCUACAAUCCCAACGACGAUUCUCUGGUCACCGAUCAAGUCCAUGUAGCCAGCGAGAAAGAUGUCAACGAUGCAGUCGCUGCCGCAAAGGCCGCUUUCCCCAAGUGGAGUCGGAUGGCGGGACAUAGGCGCGCGGCCAUUAUGCUGAAGUUCGCCGAUCUACUGGAGAAGAACAUCGACAAACUCGCAAAGCUGGAGUCCGUUGCAAUGGGACAGCCGAUUAGUAUGGCGAAGGGGAUGAUUAGGGGUCCAGCAGCUCUAUGGCGCUUCUACGCUGGAUUCGCCGGCAAGAUAGCUGGACAGUCAUUUCCCCCGGACGAAGAUGGCACAUACAAGAUUGUGAAGUACGAGCCGCUCGGCGUCUGUGGUGGCAUUUGCGCGUGGAAUGGCACCCAUGUCCUGGCAGCUUGGAAAAUGGCCCCCGCAAUGGCCGCCGGGAACACCUUCGUGCUCAAGACCUCUGAAAAAUCACCCCUCAGUGCAGCUGCCUACGGAGAUCUCCUAAAUGAGGCUGGCUUCCCCCCUGGAGUCAUCAACAUCCUUACCGGGGCCGGACCAACUGGAGCUGUUUUAGCUAGCCACAUGGACGUCGAAAAAAUCGCAUUCACUGGCUCUGCCCAAGCCGGUAGGAAGGUGAUGGAGGCAGCAGCCAAGUCCAAUCUCAAGCAUGUUUCGUUGGAACUCGGUGGGAAAUCGCCUGCUCUGAUCUUUGACGAUGCCCAUCUCGAAAAUGCGGUCAAGCAUACGUCCAUCUCGUUUCUGAUGAACAGCGGCCAGAUCUGUUUCGCGAGUACACGGGUUUUGGUGCAAGAAGGAAUCGCCCCGAAGUACAUUGAAGCUGUGAAGAAGUCGUUCCAAAAUGCGGAGAAGAUGAUGGGUGAUCCGUCGCUCAAAGAGACCGCAUUUGGCCCCCUGGCCGACCAGAAGCAAUUUGAACGGGUGAUGGGCUUUCUCCGAGACGCCCAGCAAGAAGGAGUUCAAGUCUUGGUCGGUGGCGAGCGCAAGGGCGACAAGGGUGCCUUCGUGCAGCCUACUGUCUUCCUGAACCCUGACCUCAAAUCCAAAGUGUAUACCGAGGAGAUCUUUGGUCCGGUUAUUAGCGUGACAACUUUCAAGGAUGAGGCGGAAGCGAUCAAGUUGGCAAACGACACAACAUAUGGUUUGGGCUCGACCAUCUACACAUCCGACAUCGCCCGAGCGUUGAGAGUCGCAGACGAAAUCGAAGCUGGCACGGUAGGCAUCAACUCCGCCUUCAAUACGUCCCCUCAAACGCCGUUUGGAGGGUAUAAACACUCUGGGCUGGGUCGGGAAAGCGGUUAUGCCGGGCUGCACGCAUACCUACAGCCGAAGACGAUUCACAUCAACAUGAAGACACCUUUGCCUGCUAAGUUGUGAGCUGUGGUUACUAGGUAGGAUCGCAUUGGACAGGGUGCGCGGCGUGUCUGUGUGGGAAGCCAGAUACGUCAUGUGUCUCUCCCAUCAUGAAGUGUAUAGUUAAUCGAAUGCAUCAUUCCCAUAUCUGAAGCUGUCUCGUUCAACCCGCGUUCCUCUACAUCCUUCGCCUGCGUUUCCUCAGUCGGUACAAGGUGGCACCGUGUCUGGAUCAGACGUAGUUGGAAACUCUGAGAAUGGGGAUGUCAGGAUAAUCCUUGUCGGCAGAAAGCACAGGACUCCGGUCACUCACUCGAUAAGAUUCUCGUCUGGGUCGCGGCAGUACACACUGCGCAAUUUACCUGCCGCUCCGGUGCGAUCGACUACUUUUCCACCUUCCAGUAUCU